UCUGGGAACAAGGUUUCUUACGUUCUCUGACGUUCUCUUUGAUUUUGCUCUUGCAAUUGCGUUCGUGUUUUCAAAAAUGGUAGGAUACAAGAUUUUAGAAGUAGAUCGGGAAAAAAUAGGUAAACAUCCUAUUCUGAAGGACCACUCGAAGCAGCUUUUCUGUCCAAUCUGUUGCUUCUUGGUGAGGGAACCGAUCGGCGUAGCGUCAUGUCCUCAUCGAUUUUGCAGUUCUUGCUUGUUGGAAAGGAAUGCACCUAAAGCUGUUUGCCCAGUGGAUAAGCAGGAGUUCCUGGUGCAAGAGACUUAUCUAGAUAAACUCACUGAAGAAGCAAUGAAGGAUAUUAACAUCUGCUGCACAAUUGACAGUAAAACUGGAGAACCAUGUAAAUGGGUUGGACAAAUCAGGCAUUUGGAGGUGCAUAUGGAUUUACAUCAUAAGGGAGCUCGAGAGGCAACUGCUCAGCAGGCACAGUACCAGGCGGAGAAUUGCGCACAGCUGGGUCCUGCUCUCUUUCCCAGUACUGCUAAAGGUGCUGUUCCUGGUCCCUCUACCUUGCCCUUAUUUGAUCAGCCAGACGGUGAGGAAUCGUGGAAGGAAGUAGCGCAGGGUUUGAUGCACAAGCAACUUGUGGACCACAAUGACAUUCAGGAGUUAAAGCAACAAUUUGAAGUGCUCUUAGGAGCAUAUAACACUGAAAAACACCAGCGUGAGCAACUAGAGAAUGUGGUGGCAUCUACAGCGGAAAAAUUUCAACUGUUGGAACACAAGCAAAGUAUGGAUCGCACCAAUAUUGACCAGUUACAACAGCAGCUUGCAGCAUUUAGUGAUGCAGUGGUUACUGAGAAACGGGAACGUGAGCGAUUGCAGAAUGAAAUGAGAGUUACAGAGGGUCAAGUUAAAGUUCUGCAAUCUAUGGACCACCGUGAACAGCUGAAAGAGCAACUCGCGACCCUUUCUGAUGCACUUGCUACUGUGUCACGUCAAGGUGAGGAGUUGCUACAGGAAGUAAGAACUGCAGAGGACAGAGUUGAAGAUCUAGAACGCCAGCAGCGUCGUGACCAAAAUGCCACCGAACAGUGUAAAAGACAGCUCGAAGUAUUUGCCGUAGAAUUUGCUGAGGAAAAAAGGAAACACGAGCAAUUACAGGACAAUGUUGUAACUGCAGAUGGCAAAAUUCAAGUUCUAGAACAAGAGUUGGAAACUCAAAAGAAUAUGUGUGCCAGUGCCGGAGCAGAAUGUGCUAGAGAGCGUGAAAGAGGAAUUGAAACUCGAGCUCUAGAAAGUGGAUUACUUCAAGAGUACAUUGGGCGGCUUCAAAGUGGGCAUCUUGAUUCGCAAAGAAGUCUUGCCGACCUGGAAGUACAGUUUAGGCGCUUUGAAGAUGAACGCCUGUAAGGUUUUGAUGAAAGUUUGUAAUGUGUAUCAGUAAUGAGCUCAGGAGUUAGAACAUUGUAGCUCAAUGUUGCAGACUUAAUCAUUAAUCUAGGAUCCAAGUGUACUUUGAUCUGAGGAGUGAAGUGUCGAAGGCAGUUUCGUGUCCUUCAGGUGUCAAUGGUUCGUUUUUCGAAGUGAGUCCUUUCAAAAUCUUUUUGUUAUCGAGAACUACAUGGUCCAGUCGAAGUCUGUUUGUUGUUGGUCGAAUUAACUGUUUCUAUACAUUUCCCCACAUCAAGAACAUGGUAGCUGGGGAUAAGCUAGACUUACCCAAGUUUUCUUUUUUUUUGGAAUUCUCGUGACCGAGAGCUUUAUAAAAUUAUCUGUGGGUAAUUUAUUUCCAAUUUAUGAAAGCGCGCUCCGAGACUAGUACAUUUUGUGCAUGAAACGCGAGUCAAAGUGCUUUGGAACGUUGAGCUAUUGCGGGUAACGUACGUUAUACCAAAGCUGCGCUGAAUCGCUUAGAAACAAAAGCGUACUUUACUUAAUGUUCUGCCUGUAUGACUUUGCAACAAAUGAAAAGUGCCUGACACUGACAUCCUCAGACGUCUUCUACAUGUUCCCAAGAAAUUAUGCAUCCCGUUAUACUUUGAAUAAAGUUUUUUCAUUUCACCCUUUAAGCAAACCAGGGUGCGACGGGUUGAAGCGAAAGGUUGUGUUCCUGACCCUCCGUUCUGUAGUUUGAACGAUACAAUGGUACAUUUUCAGAUGUAUGUGUAAUUUAGCCGUUCCUAUCAAUAUUGACAACCAGAGUAUUAUAUUUUCACCAUUCACAACCUCGUACUCAAACUUAAAGUUUGAGUCUAAAGACGGAUAAAUUACAUAGCUCAUUGGUAUUAAGACUGUUUUUUAAAUCGCGGAGCAAAGCUUCGAAUUUUAUUUUAAUUAUAAAAUAUGGCCAGGAGUGAGUGUACUUGCUUUGUGGGACUCGUACCAUCUGGAUGGUAUGCAUGAUUUAAUCAUGACGUUUUUAAGGCGUUAGUUCUUGUUACUUUAGGCGAUUUUGCCAUGUGCAAACUGAUUAAAAAAUUAAAGAGCUGAACGAAACACUACGCACAGCGAAAAGCGGGCAAGCUAGAUUGGCUUGGAGGUAUUUCGUAAGGUUUAGAGUUCACAGUUCAAACAGGAGGAAGGCAAGAUCGCCUAAAUUAGCGCGACUCACGAUUUUAAGGCUGGAGGUUGACUCCAUGAUAUUUAUGAACUACGACGCCCAAGGUGUCAUAAAAAAAAAUCAUUUCUUAUGUAAGGGGUUUUUGUAA
Molecule: messenger RNA, 2694 nt
Organism: Orbicella faveolata
Lineage: Eukaryota; Metazoa; Cnidaria; Anthozoa; Scleractinia; Merulinidae
Biological process (GO): protein polyubiquitination; ubiquitin-dependent protein catabolic process
Molecular function (GO): ubiquitin protein ligase activity; metal ion binding
Source: RefSeq, a predicted model, not a curated record